Messenger RNA from Gadus macrocephalus (Pacific cod), 1162 nucleotides. Its product is annotated as peptide chain release factor 1-like, mitochondrial. Gene Ontology annotation, biological process: translational termination. The record is from RefSeq and is a predicted model, not a curated record. Lineage: Eukaryota; Metazoa; Chordata; Actinopteri; Gadiformes; Gadidae.
AGUACCUGGUCUAGCGCACAUGCGCAACAUGUCAGCCCCCAUAUGAACGUCUUACUGUUAUUAUCAUCAGGUUCUAUCAUUUAACAUGCGUCUAUUACUUAUUAUCUCGUGCAACAGAUCUGACGCCACAAUAACGAGCUCUUACCAAAGCAACAUGGCAUUGAAACACAAGGUUUAAGUCACCAAGACAGGUAUUGUUUGUUUAUGUUUAUGUUUAAGUCAGACAGGCUUUAGAGAGAUGGCUUUCCGAGCAGCUUUCAGCUUGCUGUCCACCCUGCGACGUCCUGUCGCGGUUCUGAGGUCUCUGAAGCAGCCUGGCCGAAAGCGGCCGGCUCAUUAUGGGAUGCAGCUCCGGCCGCUGCACGGCACUGCCCCCCGCUGGUCGGCCCGGCUGCUGACCGCUGAGGAGAUGUUCGGCAGGAGGUCGAUGCAGGACUAUCUGAAGAAGCUGGAGAGGGAGUAUGAGGAGAGUUUGCAGAAAGCCAACAGCAGCGAGUCAGGAGAAGGCCUGGAGGAAGAGCAGCUGAGAGCCAUCCGGACCAGAAUCCACCGGAUGGCUCCUCUGGUCCAGAGCCUCCGAGAGCUGGAGACCAACGAGGCGGAGCUGAGGGAGGCAGAGGCCCUCCUGACAGACGAUGACCCGGAGAUGAGGGAGCUCGCUGCCCUCGACAUCCAACAUGGCCGCCAACACGUCCAGGCUCUACAACACAUGAUCAUGGAGCUGAUCGUCCCUGAUGAGGAGGUCGAUCUCUGUGACCUGGUCCUGGAGGUCACGGCAGGGGUCGGAGGUCAGGAAGCCAUGUUGUUCACAGCUGAGGUGUUUGAGAUGUACCAUGGCCUCAGCAGACACCUGGGCUGGAGCUUCGAGGUCCUGGAGUACAUGAGCAACGACCUAGGGGGUCUCCGGAGGGGCUGUGCUGGUAUCAGCGGUCCCUGCCGCUACAAGAGGAUGAAGUUCGAGGCAGGGGUCCACCGCGUGCAGAGGGUCCGAACGGAGAAACAGGGACGCACACACACCAGCACCAUGACUGUGGCCAUCCUCCCCCACCCCACACAGUACUGGAUCAAUGAGUUCACCUCCUCCCUCGGUAUCGGUGUCUUCCACUCUGGGAUCGAGGUCUACGGCCGAGAUUACUCCGGGAGACGCAACAGAGCUCGGUGA